CCAACUGCUGUGACUGCUUCUUCUUGGCGCCUUCGUCGUUGGGAAAAUCCACCAGGGUCAACCAUCGUACCCUCGAGCGCUGUCUCUACAUCUGGCGGUGCUCCGUUAGGGCGAUUUGUCACUCGGUCUAUGAAUAACACAGUGGCAGAUACUUCAGCUGGCGGCAACGGUCCUUCCAACCCAGGGAUUGGCCAACUCUCAGCUCCUCGGCCCCACCGAUCGACUCGUGAUCGUGUUCCGACUGGUCGCGUUAACCCCGCCGAUUUGGCUGAGGCAGCAAGUUAUCUCCAGCAGGCUAAUCCGGCCCAGACUGCCACUGGAACUAUCCCCACCACAACUACUGAAGGGCCUUCACUCAGUAACAACCCCACCUCAAACAACGUGACCAGCACAACGGCUACAACUCCCACGGCUGCUGUAAUUCAGCGACCAACCAGUCGGUUUCUCUUGGCUUCCUCAAUAUCUGCUGGAUCAACUGGGUUAUUGAAUAACGGCAAUGCUUCUGUCUCGACGCCUAUUAUGUCUACUUCAUUUAGUAGUAGCUGUAACAGUAGCCAUCAGCCGUCUCGAUAUACUGACCCGGGAGCGAGUUCGAUGGCCUCCGCAAACGUUUCCUUGGCUGGGCGCUACUCUUCUCGAGAGGCCUAG
Protopolystoma xenopodis is the source of this 648-nucleotide messenger RNA. NCBI's taxonomy places the organism in Eukaryota, Metazoa, Platyhelminthes, Monogenea, Polystomatidea, Polystomatidae. The record is from the annotation of a GenBank genome assembly.